AUGUCCGGACACGAUUCUAUCAAUUGUUCGGCAAGCCAAGUGCCCCCCGAGGAGGUAAACGAGGCUCCCAAUUGCACCCAUCCCAUUUCGAAUCCCCCUCUCAUCUCCCACCGCCAUGUCCUCCCUCGCCCUCCCUGCCAUGCACCACUCCGCCCACACCCCCUCCCCCCACCCCCCACCCCCCCACCCCUCCCCACCGCCUUCCCAAAUUCAUCCCGCGUCCGCAAGAGGAGCACACCCCCGCUCGAGGAAGACUCGGAUGACGAGGAUGAGGAUGAUAAACGUCGUGGACCGGGGCCGAGCAAGAAGAAGGCGAGUGGCGCUGGGGCGUGGGGGUGGGAUGAUAUGGGCGACUAUAAAUACAUGGUCGAGAUAAGGCAAAUGAUGUUUGUCUUUGGCGAAGUCCAAACCCCCCUAUCCGAAACAGUCAAACUCGUCGAAGAUAUCGUCCGCUCCCAAAUAAUCGAAAUCGUCACCCGCGCCCGUCUCCUUACCCACCUCCGCUCAUCCCGCUUUCUCUCUCCUGAAGACCUCAUCUUCUUAAUCCGAGACGACCGCGCGAAAGUGAACCGCCUGCGCACGUAUCUGUCUUGGAAAGAUGUACGUAAAAGAGCAAAGGAGGAAGCGGAGAGAGCAGGGCAAGGGGAGGAUGUUGAUCUGGAGGAAGGAGGAGGGGAGGAUGAGAAGGGUCUGAAAGGGAGGAAACAGAUGGUCAAGCUGCCUUGGGAGCUGUUGACGCCGUUCACUGCCUUCUUGAGGAGUAUACCGGGCAAGGAAGAGGAUGAAGAGGAAGACGACGACGAGCUGCAGGCAUACGAGGAUUCCAUGCAGCGUCUAAAAGAAGCCGACGAAAUCACAAAGAAGAUGACAAAAGGCGAAUACGCCCAAUACGCUGAAUGCCGCCAGGCCUCCUUCACAUACCGCCGUGCCCGCCGUUUCCGCGAAUUCAUAAACUUUGGCGCCUACCUCGACGUCCGUCCAAACGACGAUAUCGUCGACAUCCUCGGUUUCCUCGCUUUCGAGAUGGUCAGAAGUCUGUGUGUGACGGCGUUGGACUUGAGGGAGAGGCUGGAAAAGACCAAAGUGACUGGUGCCGCCGGCGCGGGAGGGGUAGCGAUGGAGAAGAAGACUUCUUCCAAUGGCGGUGACCCCCAAUCAUCACCCACCAAACCCCCCGCGCCCCUCUCAUCUCCGAUCAAAGAAUCCUCCGACCUCCCUGCAUCUGCAUCUGACGAGCCGCCCAAACCCACACACCCGCCCAACCCGCCAUCCCUCUUUGCUCCUCCGCCUUCUGCGCGCCAGCCGUUGCAGCCGUGCCAUAUCCUUGAGGCGUUUGGGCAGAUACAGAGGGCGCAGGCUGUGAAGCGUGUUGGGGGGAUGGGGAACUUUAGGGGUGGGGUGGUAGGGAGGAGGAGGAUGGCUUUGGUGUAGGCCUCGAAGGUCUUUGAAGCUCUGGUCCAGAUAGUGACGAAAAGAAGGACUGAGCGUCUCAAUAACAGUUAGUCGAUGGUUCUUUGGGUUUUUUGUGACAAGCAUCUCUUCAGUUGUAAUCUGUUCUUCAAUAUGUUUACUAUCAGGUAUAUAAACUACUUUAUUUCCCCCUUGUGUCCUUAUACAUACGUUGUGUUUCUCUUUGUAAAGCAAUUGGUAGCCUUGUCAUACUCAACACAUGUACUGGGCCAAGAAAUGCAGCAUCCCAAAUCAUAUCAGGCUCUUAAACA
Messenger RNA from Cryptococcus amylolentus CBS 6039, 1721 nucleotides. RefSeq lists its product as hypothetical. The transcript is spliced from 3 exons. NCBI's taxonomy places the organism in Eukaryota, Fungi, Basidiomycota, Tremellomycetes, Tremellales, Cryptococcaceae. The record is from RefSeq and is a predicted model, not a curated record. Gene Ontology annotation, molecular function: protein heterodimerization activity; transcription coregulator activity. Bases 1 to 1431 code for a protein of 476 amino acids. Gene Ontology annotation, biological process: transcription by RNA polymerase II. Gene Ontology annotation, cellular component: SAGA complex.